AUGUCAGCGCCGUAUCGAGCAAUCAUUCGAGUAGUGGAUAAGGCCGUUCCUGGGCGUUUCAAACCUCUUUGGGAACAUCCUGCUGGACCGAAAACGGUUUUUUUCUGGGCACCAACCUUUAAAUGGGCUCUCGUGAUAGCUGGAAUAUCAGACAUAACACGCCCUGUGGAGAAAGUUAGCACAUAUCAAAGCUGCGCUCUUGCGGCAACAGGAAUCAUCUGGUCACGUUAUUCCUUGGUAAUAAUCCCAAAGAACUGGAAUUUAUUUAGUGUGAAUGUUUUCCUCGCAAUUACUGGUUUAUUCCAACUCGGUCGAAAAUUUCCUCAGGUUCCUAUCCCGUAA
Echinostoma caproni is the source of this 342-nucleotide messenger RNA. NCBI's taxonomy places the organism in Eukaryota, Metazoa, Platyhelminthes, Trematoda, Plagiorchiida, Echinostomatidae. The record is from the annotation of a GenBank genome assembly.